ACAAACAAACAAAUUUCACAACAUUUUGCCAGCUUAAGUUCCUCCAUCACCUUAUAAAAUUUCCCAGCUUAGUUGUCUCCCUUCUCAUUUUCACAAUCUCUCUGCAUCCCAGCUCUCUUUCAACUCACAAUAUAUUUUCUGAGCCCAGCUUCAUUUUCGGUUGUUUGAAAUUGGAAUCAACUUGUAUUUUCAUUCUUGACUCGUUUGGCUGCUUAAGUCUGCCAUUUUCAAAAUGAUUAGAAUACGACCACGGAUGGCUAGGUUCUGCAUGAGCCCGGGCAGUGUUCAAGUCCGGGCUCGUUCGUCACCAUCAACUCAGCAGCAGAAGCACAGGAAAAGCUAUAGUUUCAUUCAAGUCGACGAGCAGACGUCGUCUGAGUGUUCCAGCAAAAACAGCACUGAGAUGAAUCAGGACGCUGAGGCUGAGGCUGAGAAAUCAUGCGGGAACAGAGUGAUGGUUGUGGUUGAUUCGAGCAUCGAAGCCAAGGCUGCUCUGCAUUGGGCUCUGUCUCACACUAUUCAGUCCCAGGAUACUGUUAUUCUUCUCCAUGUAGUAACAAGGCCAUCUCUGCAAGAUAGAAACACUGAUCAUCAAGUUAAUCAAAGGGCUUAUAAACUUCUUUCGACCAUGAAGAAUUUGUGUCAAGUGCACAAGCCUGGGGUGAAAGUGGAGAUUUUAGUCAAGGAAGGGAAGGAAAAGGGAUCAACGAUAGUUCAAGAAGCGAAGCAUGAAAAAGUUUCAUUGCUAGUAUUGGGGAAAAGAAAACGAUCAAUAAUGUGGCUUGUACAGAACAUGUGGGCGGGGAAAAGAAGAAGAAUACGCAGCAGCACCUGUAGCGCCACUGAUUACUGUGUUCAGAAUGCUAAAUGCAUGACGGUUGCAGUGAGAAAGAAGGGCAGAAAUCAUGGAGGGUACUUAAUUACCACUAAGCGACACAAGGACUUCUGGCUUUUAGCGUAAUUUCAUCAUUGUUUGAAAAGUUUCUGGCUUUUAAGAUGUUAGUUAGGCCUUUCUGCAGAUAUUGGUUCCAGUGUAAAUUUGCCUUUCACGUGUCAUAUGAACAAUCAGGCCAAUUGAUUUGUCAUAAAUACCAACAGAAAUGAAAAUAAAUAAAGAGUGGAGAUACGAAGAUAUUAGAGGAUAAACGUGAACAGAGUUUAGGCGUUAAUAGUAUAUAGCAGAAGGCUAGUGUAUUGUAAGAGGUACCUUGACUGAAAAAUCAGGAAUUCUCCUUUCUGCCU
This is a messenger RNA of Daucus carota subsp. sativus, 1242 nucleotides long. RefSeq names its product universal stress protein PHOS32. The record is from RefSeq and is a predicted model, not a curated record. Bases 233 to 961 code for a protein of 242 amino acids. NCBI's taxonomy places the organism in Eukaryota, Viridiplantae, Streptophyta, Magnoliopsida, Apiales, Apiaceae. The transcript is spliced from 3 exons.